AAUUAUGGGAUGUUGGGACGAAUAUAAGUAUCAACAACCUGGAGUUAUUCGUCGGUCAGGAAGACCCUGGGAAGAGCGUCCGUUGGAUUCGGAUGGUCCUCUCUCCUGGUGUCAGGAGUAUAUUAAAUUAGAUCCUGAAGGUCCUAUUUAUUGGAGGGGAUAUUGGAUUCCGGUACAAUUUUGUAUUCCUUCCAUUAUUGGAUUAAAUAAUGUCCAUAGAAGGGUAAUGAAACCAGGAAUUGAGUCUUCAUUAUGCGACGGUUCGAAGUUGCCACACAAUGUUACUGGGUUGGAUUGGCAACCAGUUGUAAAGUCGCUUGCAUUAGUAAGAGUAAAGACGUAUACUCUUACUCCAAAUGGGUUGAAAAUAGAUUCACAGUGGACAAUGGUAAAAAUUUGUUUUUAUUUUAUUUAAUAUAUACAAUUCGCAUACAUGAAUUUGUAUUUCAUAUAAUGCCAACUUCUAUUUCAUAAUUUUCGUCUAUUUAUUUUAGAGAUCGCGAGUGGACAAUACAGUUUUAUGGAGUCCGGAUCAUUGGACCAAUUGUAGGAAAAGUUGUUUCCGAAGCAGACUCUAUUGUUCUGAUGGGUUGUAAAUUCAUAGUUUAACGUUUGGGAUUAUUUUAUUUUUAUUUUAUCAGUAAAGUGGAUUUAAUUUACAUCAAUUGGUUAU
Messenger RNA from Leptopilina heterotoma, 673 nucleotides. RefSeq lists its product as uncharacterized. The transcript is spliced from 2 exons. Lineage: Eukaryota; Metazoa; Arthropoda; Insecta; Hymenoptera; Figitidae. The coding region runs from base 5 to 415 and encodes 136 amino acids. The record is from RefSeq and is a predicted model, not a curated record.